CUUAAUUACUAGUUACUAUUUGUCAUUCAAGAAGUAAACUACACAAAUAAAAUGUAUUCUAAAAUUUUUGUGGUUGCUGCUCUACUCGUGGCCGCGACGGCACGGCCGCAAGAAAGUCACGGCCACGGUCACGGGCACGCUUACUCGUCGCAGAGUAUCGUGCUGCAUCAGAGCCACGGUCACGAAUCACAGCACGUACCUAUACACCAUGAAGUGAAGCCUGUUGUGCUCGUCCACCAGCCUGUACAGCAUCACGAAACUCCUAAACACGAGGAACACCACGUAGAUUAUUAUGCUAUCCCCAAAUACACGUACGAGUAUAAAAUCGAGGACCCGCACACGGGCGACAACAAGUACCAGCACGAGACGCGCGACGGCGACGUCGUCAAGGGCGUGUACAGUCUGCACGAGGCGGACGGCACCAUCAGGAUCGUCGAGUACACCGCUGACAAGCAUAAUGGAUUCAAUGCCAUCGUAAGACGAGAAGGUCAUGCCAAACACAUCGUGCCGGAACAUCAUCACUUGAAAAUACAUAUAUUAAUAAAAUUAAAAAUGUAUUCUAAGGUUUUGCUAGUUGCUGCUAUAAUUGGUUCUGCUAUAGCAAGACCUCAACAUGAGCACGGUCAUGGUCACGCAUACUCGUCGCAGAGUAUCGUACUGCACCAGGCCCAAGGUCAUGAUUCACACCACAGCGUGCCAGUUCACCACGAAGUGAAGCCCGUCGUGCUUGUUCAUCAGCCCGUUCACCAUCACGAAGCUCCCAAACAUGAGGAACAUCAUGUUGACUAUUAUGCCAUCCCUAAAUACGCAUACGAGUACAAGAUCGAGGACCCGCAUACGGGCGACAACAAGUACCAGCACGAGACGCGCGACGGCGACGUCGUCAAGGGCGUGUACAGUCUGCAUGAAGCGGACGGAACUAUCAGGAUCGUCGAGUACACAGCUGACAAGCACAGCGGAUUCAACGCCGUUGUAAAGCGAGAAGGUCAUGCCCAACAUAUUAUACCCGUACAUCAUCACCACCAAUAAAACUGCGAUACUAAUAGAC
This is a messenger RNA of Galleria mellonella (greater wax moth), 1048 nucleotides long. RefSeq names its product histidine-rich glycoprotein-like. Gene Ontology annotation, cellular component: extracellular matrix. Lineage: Eukaryota; Metazoa; Arthropoda; Insecta; Lepidoptera; Pyralidae. The transcript is spliced from 8 exons. Bases 52 to 1029 code for a protein of 325 amino acids. The record is from RefSeq and is a predicted model, not a curated record.